Molecule: messenger RNA, 487 nt
Organism: Paramecium octaurelia
Lineage: Eukaryota; Ciliophora; Oligohymenophorea; Peniculida; Parameciidae
Source: the annotation of a GenBank genome assembly
AUUAAAUGCAAUAAUUGGAGGAGCCAUAAGUAGAGGAGCAACAAUAACAAUAAGGCCAGGAUCAAGAUGACGAUUUGAUGAUUCCAUUAAAUGUGCAGGCACGAUUGGCUGAAUUCACUGAUCGAUACUUUGUUAAAUCCUUUUCGGAACAUUAAUAUGUGUUUUAGCAUUCAAAUCGUUUAUACUUGAGUGGAAUAAAUAAGAAUCACCCAAUAGUGAAGAGCGACAGUGAUAUCAAGGAGAUUGAAUUUACGUAGAAGGAAUAGCAUGUGAAGGGUAAGAAAAAGAAGGGAGGCUUGAAGGUUAAGAGUGAUACAGUGAUGUUGAAGGUACAUUUGGAGAACGGAGAAGUCUAUAAUGUAGUUGCUGGACAGGAUGGAUAUAUCAUAGAGAUGAAUGAAAAUCUAUAAAAAAAUAAGCAAUAUUUAAAAUAAUAUCCAGAGACUAAAGGUUUCGUGUGUAUUAUCUAAGGUUGUCGCAAAUGAUG